This is a messenger RNA of Hermetia illucens (black soldier fly), 578 nucleotides long. RefSeq names its product pupal cuticle protein Edg-78E-like. Gene Ontology annotation, cellular component: chitin-based extracellular matrix. The record is from RefSeq and is a predicted model, not a curated record. Bases 110 to 490 code for a protein of 126 amino acids. The transcript has 2 exons. Lineage: Eukaryota; Metazoa; Arthropoda; Insecta; Diptera; Stratiomyidae. Gene Ontology annotation, molecular function: structural constituent of chitin-based larval cuticle.
CUGAUGCAACAUUUUCAAAUCCAAAUGUUUAUAUAAAAGACCAAAUCACCGAAAAUAUGGUUAGUUUUCCGCGCGAACUCAUUGUUUACGAUCCAUUUUAGACGCCAUUAUGCUUAAAAUAAUUAUCUCUCUAAUGUUUAUCGGCUGUAAGCUGGCAGAAUACCAACCUGGUCCCGAAGCCGACGCGAAAAUUAACACAUAUGAAAGUGAAAUCAGUCCCGAUGGAUCGCAUCAAUUAACGGUCGAAACAACCAAUGGAAUAAUUAUUCAGGAACAAGGGGUGGCUGGGUUUCAAGCUUCCGGACAAUCAUUAUAUGUUGCUCCUGAUGGGACUCCAAUUCAACUCCUUUAUACAGCCGAUGAGUUUGGAUUUCAUCCGCAAGGAGAUCAUUUACCAAAACCACCCCCAAUUCCUGAAGCGAUUUUAAGAUCUUUGGAAUGGAAUGCAGCUCAUGCGAAAGCGGAAUAUCAACGAAAGUCCAAGCAUUAGUUAAGUAGUGUAAUGUAGAUAAGUGUGUAGUGUUGUGAAUGUGAGUUAUAGAAACUGUGAUAAAAUAUAUGUAUUUGUUUUCAUUUUA